Penaeus indicus is the source of this 1317-nucleotide messenger RNA. RefSeq names its product cyclin-dependent kinase 8-like (gene Cdk8). The transcript has 11 exons. NCBI's taxonomy places the organism in Eukaryota, Metazoa, Arthropoda, Malacostraca, Decapoda, Penaeidae. Gene Ontology annotation, biological process: protein phosphorylation. Bases 43 to 1302 code for a protein of 419 amino acids. Gene Ontology annotation, cellular component: nucleus. Gene Ontology annotation, molecular function: protein serine/threonine kinase activity; ATP binding. The record is from RefSeq and is a predicted model, not a curated record.
CGUAAACAAACCGAGGUCCUCGUCGCCGCCGCUUCGCUCGCCAUGGACUACGAGUGGAAGGAGAAAUUGAACAACGAGAGGGCCAAAGUGGAGGAUUUGUUUAGUUACGAGGGUUGCAAGGUCGGCAGGGGAACGUAUGGCCAUGUGUAUAAGGCGAAGAGGAAAGAUGGGUUGGACACUAAAGAAUAUGCCCUCAAGCAGAUAGAAGGCACUGGAUUGUCUAUGUCAGCAUGCAGGGAAAUUGCAUUGUUGCGAGAGUUGAAACAUCCUAACGUGAUAAACCUCCAGAGAGUAUUCCUUUCACACGCUGACAGAAAAGUUUGGCUGUUAUUUGAUUAUGCAGAACAUGAUUUGUGGCACAUCAUUAAGUUCCAUCGAGCGUCAAAAGCCAACAAGAAAACUGUUCAGGUCACAAAGGGAAUGGUCAAGUCUCUUCUAUAUCAAAUUCUUGAUGGAAUUCGAUAUCUUCACUCCAACUGGGUUCUGCACAGAGAUCUGAAACCUGCCAACAUCUUAGUCAUGGGUGAAGGAGUAGAACGGGGGCGAGUGAAAAUUGCCGAUAUGGGUUUUGCAAGGUUGUUUAACUCACCCCUCAAACCUUUAGCCGACUUGGAUCCUGUAGUAGUAACCUUUUGGUAUCGAGCGCCAGAGCUUUUGCUUGGGGCGAGACAUUAUACCAAAGCCAUUGAUAUUUGGGCUAUAGGAUGCAUCUUCGCAGAACUAUUAACCUCAGAACCUAUUUUCCACUGUAGACAAGAAGAUAUAAAGACUAGUAAUCCAUACCAUCAUGAUCAGUUAGACAGAAUUUUCAAUGUAAUGGGCUUCCCACAGGAAAAAGAUUGGGUAGAUAUUAAGAAAAUGCCUGAGCAUGCAACUUUAAUGAAAGAUUUCAAGAAAAACAACUAUGCAAACUGUUCGCUAGUUAAAUAUAUGGACAGACACAAGAUCAAACCAGACUGCAAGGCUUUUAUGUUGCUCCAGAAAUUAUUGACAAUGGAUCCAACUAAAAGAAUUACAUCUGAACUAGCAAUGCAAGAUCCCUACUUCUUGGAAGAUCCAGUUCCUACACACGAUGUUUUUGCAGGUGGACCCAUACCUUAUCCAAAAAGAGAUUUUCUGUCAGACGAAGAACAGGACGAUAAGUCGGAUAACAAGAAGAAGGUGUUCAUGGAGCAGAGCUGGACAAACCAACAAAGAGCAGCAGCUGCCAAGGUUAGAGUUUGGGAAUGGGGACUGUGUCCAUGGUGGGAGCUUUUAGAUUGGAGAGUGUAUGAUUGUGAUAACCAUGGGUCCAGAAAAUGAUAUUUUUCUCGCUUU